CUCUGAUCUUGAACAUUGAGUAAUGUCCUCUAUUUUCACUAUGCUUAUAUAACCUAAUUGACACGAAAUGACCACCAAAACGUCCACCAUCCUCCGCCGCGCCCUCCUCUACGUCCCCUCCUCCUCCCCCAAAUUCCUCGAGAAAUCCCGCUCCCUCACCGUAGACACCGUAUCCUACGACCUCGAAGACUCCGUAACGCCCUCCCAAAAGGCUUCCGCGCGCACCAACCUAUUAUCCUUCCUCUCCACCCCUCGUCCCCCAAACAUCACCGAGCUCAGCGUACGCAUAAACGCCGUCUCCUCCGGCCUCGCGCUCUCAGACCUCUCCACGAUCCUCAAAGCCCCAAACUUGGAUGCGCUGGUAAUACCAAAAGUAAACCGCGCCUCCGACCUCCACUUCGUAACCGAUGUGCUGCGACACAAACUGCCAGAGCGACACCCUUCAACUCCAACCUCGGAAUCCAGCCCGCUGAAGAUAAUCGCUUUGAUCGAAUCAGCGGAAGCGAUAACGAAUUUAAAUGAGAUAUGUAAGGCCUCGCCCUACCUAAGCGGUCUCAUCUUCGCAGCGGAAGAUUUCGCCCUCGAUUUAUCAUUGACACGAACCCCGGGACUGCUCGAAUUUUUAUAUGCGAGAAGCGCGAUCGCUACCGCAGCACGAGCCCACGAUCUCCCAUCCACAAUCGAUUUAGUCUGUACCUCGUUCCGCGGUCCCGAGGGGCUGAAGACGUUAGAAGACGAGUGCUUACAAGGCAAGGGACUGGGGUUUAAUGGCAAGCAGUGUAUACAUCCUAGCCAAGUGGCGGUUGCGCAGCGGGCGUUCGCGCCAGGCGAGAAGGAGGUGGAGUGGGCCGUGAGGAUCGUGGUUGGUGAUGAGAAGGCGGAUGCUGGCGGACGGGGCGCCUGGACGCUGGAGGGGAAGAUGAUUGAUGUCCCUGUUGUGGGCAAGGCGAGGGCGACGGUUAGUAGGGCGGAGUUGUGUGGGAUUGAUGUUGAUGCUGUUAGAGAGAAGUGGAAAGAACAAGAGCCUGAGUGAGAUUUCUGUUCUUGUGAUUCUUGGAGCGUUUGUACAUACACGUACCAAAUGUAUACCAGACGAAAGUAUAAACUGAGAUAUUAGUCCCUGUCCGGCC
Molecule: messenger RNA, 1130 nt
Organism: Hyaloscypha bicolor E
Lineage: Eukaryota; Fungi; Ascomycota; Leotiomycetes; Helotiales; Hyaloscyphaceae
Product: beta subunit of citrate lyase
Exons: 2
Coding region: 68-1033 (321 amino acids)
Biological process (GO): oxaloacetate metabolic process
Molecular function (GO): magnesium ion binding; catalytic activity
Source: RefSeq, a predicted model, not a curated record